AUGGUCGCCGGCGCGGACCUUUUUGAUGCGCACCAUGCGUAUCUCUUGGGUAAUUUUCAGCACGCUUUAAGGAUCCUUCAGAAAAUAAAGGUAAAAUCUAGUUGGAGGUACUUUAUCAUUCUCCAGGACAAGGAAUUGCAGUUAAAGGUCGACGUACUCACGUACCGCGUUUACCUAGCUCAGAAAAAGUACGGUGUUGUGUUAGAUGAAAUACGGGAGGAUUCGGAACAUAUUGAGCUCCGGUUCAUUCGCCUUCUAGCCUCUUUCUUCACAUCCACAAACGCAAAAGAACGGGUUUUACGAGAAGCAGAAAAGCUUUUGACGGGAACUUUAGGCGAGGACGCAGAAUUAGUUCUAGUCCUGGCCGCCACUCUGUAUCUCAAUGCAGACCUGCCUGAGCUGGCUUUGAAGACACUUCAUCCAGGCGAGGGUGUCUAUUGGCUUGUUUUGGACAAAAAAGAGGCGACGACGGGGGAGGGACUAAGUUCUAGCCUACCACAGUCAUUUGGAGAGGCUCACUUCCAGACACUCAUUCAGGUAAUCUGGAUAGAAACCGCCAACAGGAACGCCAUUGACAUCCAUCGACAACUAUAUCUUGCAGCAUCUCCAAUCAGAUGUUCUUCCGGCGCUAAACACACUCUUCGAUGUAAGUUCCCGUGGCACAACCGAACACUCGCUUCCCCAUUGCUCGUCACGAGUCCUCCGACACCAGUCCCCACGAGCUAUGGUUCUGAGACAACGGAUGUUGAAGACCGAAAGGCCUCUCGGUCCCGCUGCUGGAACAGGCCAACCUUCACAUCCAUACAAAAAAACAGCCCGUACUGUAGCCUGAUACACACGCCUUUUGGGAAUCAAGGAUAUACAGCUUUGACGCCGUAG
Molecule: messenger RNA, 879 nt
Organism: Opisthorchis viverrini
Lineage: Eukaryota; Metazoa; Platyhelminthes; Trematoda; Opisthorchiida; Opisthorchiidae
Exons: 5
Coding region: 1-879 (292 amino acids)
Biological process (GO): endoplasmic reticulum to Golgi vesicle-mediated transport; intra-Golgi vesicle-mediated transport; retrograde vesicle-mediated transport, Golgi to endoplasmic reticulum
Cellular component (GO): COPI vesicle coat
Molecular function (GO): structural molecule activity; protein binding
Source: RefSeq, a predicted model, not a curated record